AGUGAACUAACAAGGAAGAGGCUUGUCAAUUGCCAGAGUUAGGAAACGUGGCCUUAGCAAAGGAGAAUCCAACAUUAAUAGAAACAAGCUGUUUUGAUAGGCGGCAAAUAGCGUACACGACUCGGUUGGGUUGGUGAACAACUUGCAAACAUGGCCGAUAUUAAUCAAGGAUCGGUCUUACCUAGCGAAACUUCACCUCCAGCUCUGGACGGACUGAAUGCAACCGACUCCAAUGGUACCGACGCUGUCAACGCAACAGUGGCCAAGUUUGUGGCGACACCGGAGGGAACAGCACUGGCAUAUGGCAGCCUUGUGUUCAUGGCUCUGUUGCCCAUCUUCUUCGGUGCGCUGCGGUCCGUCAGCUGCGGCAAAAGCAAGGUUGCUGGAGAAAAUGGUUGUGAUUAUGAGUACAGAAACUCCUCAGACAUGCCAGAGACCAUCACAGGCAGAGAUGCUGCACGGUUCCCCAUCAUUGCCAGCUGCACCCUUUUCGGCCUCUAUCUCUUCUUCAAAAUUUUCUCUCAAGAGUACAUCAACUUGCUGCUAUCAAUGUAUUUCUUUGUCCUGGGGAUUUUGGCACUGGCUCAUACAAUGAGUCCUUUCAUGAACAGGAUCUUCCCUGCCAACAUCCCCAUCAAGCAGUACCAGCUGCUCUUCACUCAGGGCUCGGGAGAGACCAAAGAAGAGAUGGUCAACUAUGAGUUUGACACCAAGGACAUGAUCUGCCUGGUCAUCAGCACUGUGGUUGGGGUCUGGUACAUCCUCAAGAAGCACUGGAUUGCCAACAACCUCUUUGGCCUGGCGUUCGCACUGAAUGGGGUGGAGCUUCUGCACCUGAACAACAUCAGUACUGGCUGUAUCCUGCUGGGGGGGCUGUUUGUGUAUGAUGUCUUCUGGGUAUUUGGCACCAAUGUCAUGGUUACUGUGGCCAAGUCGUUCGAGGCACCCAUUAAGUUGGUGUUUCCCCAGGACCUGCUGGAGAAGGGUCUGGGUGCCAGUCAAUUUGCAAUGCUGGGGCUGGGAGAUAUUGUCAUUCCAGGUAUCUUCAUUGCUUUACUUCUCCGCUUUGAUGUCAGUCUAAAGAAGAACACCAGGACCUACUUCCACACCAGCUUCCUGGCCUACAUCUUUGGCUUGGGCCUGACCAUCUGGGUCAUGCACACCUUUAAACACGCCCAGCCUGCCUUGCUGUACCUGGUCCCAGCCUGUAUUGGAUUCCCAUUGGUUGUAGCUCUGUUGAAAGGAGAACUGACUGAGAUGUUCAGGUACGAGGAAGUGUCUGCGGAAGAUAUUGCUGCUAAAGAAGGGACUACACAGGUUGAGAAAAAAGACAAAUGACGACCGAGUUCCUACCAGGUUGUCCGUCACUCUCUGGUACCACGUUCACAGCAGCCCUCCUGUCUAUACACAUCCUAGGAGGGUGUUCAUGUUUCCCUGGAGUUGUGUGCUGUACAAGGAAGUGGAUGAUUUAAAAAAAAAUUAAAUAACUGUUAUAACAUUGGGAAAUGUUGUAGUUUAAGUGUUUGUAAAAGAGCUUUUUGGUGCCUAUGUUUUCGUUCUUGUUUUGUAUUUCUUUCCCUUUUGCAUUCUCAUAUUUCUUGUUUUUAUUUCAUUUGAUUCGCCAGUAUUUUAAACUCAUAUGUUUUACUUUUUUUUUAUUUUUGGGUGAAUCUGAGAUCACUGGAAGCUGAACAUUUUUUAGAAAUUGCUCUCGGGAUACUCAGAUAACAGCGGUCAAGUUUGGUGGUUUAGUUUGUUUCUGUCUUGGUUUGCUAAAGGAAUCCCUUCCUCAUCGAGAAUGAAACAUCAUUGGACGAUGUAAAGGAGGCUGGAUAUGAGUCUACAAUUGUCACACACAUGCUUUAGAAGGAGCUUCAUCUUUACUACUGUCCUCUGGCCUGGAAGUAGGCCUAAAUACCUACCAUUCUCAAGGUAUAAUUGCACCAAUUUGGUAGUGCAUGUAAUUACAUGCCGCCUGACUUGUUGGCCAGUGUAAAGGUAAUAAUAGCUUAGAAUUCAGAUCAGCGUAUUUAAGGAAGUAACUAAACUUGUGCAAUCAUGAUAUCACAUUUUGAUAUUUGCUAUGACACAAUGAGAUUUCUGAGAGUCUUACUCUGUCAUGCUCAGUCAUAUCCAAUCAGAAGAGUCUGUUAUAUGGAAAUAAUGUAUUAGUAUAGGAGUUGGUUACGUCCCGUGCAGUGACUGAGCGGUACCUGCAGAUGGAGACCGUGUCGACAGAACCAUAUCUCCUCGGAGAGAGGAGACCCAGGGGAUCAAAUGAUUCCUCUUGCUUUAGGUUGGGGUUGUUUUGCUUUGAUUAUGUAGAAGUUCUGUCCUUUUGCAGAACGGAGCCGUGUGUUUCAGCCCGGGGGGGUUGUGUUAGGGAUUUAAGAUUGAGCAGUUCUGUAGUAAUGUGUUUAGGUGAAGUUCAGUAACCCUGCUAUCAUUUCAAAUAUACAUUUUCUUUUCUCCUAUUCUACUUGUGUAAUUCAAAGUUUAUUAUGAGCCUUUGUUUAUUUUCAAUAAAUGAUGGUGUAUAUCACCGUAGAGAAGCAUAACCAAUGUGUAGGUCUUUAGUUUUGUGUUGAAGUAGCCACCCACACAUGGGUUUUUCUGGUUAUUUAGAAUAAAUUCUACAGGGAAGUGCAUUCUGGGCUGUAGGAGGGAUGGCGCGGAGAGCACAUCUGAUGGACCACUCGAGGGAGAUUAGGAUGUUACAGCGCAGAAAGCAUUUAGACCCCUUGACCUAUUAAAAUAAAAACCUCUA
Messenger RNA from Oncorhynchus mykiss (rainbow trout), 2767 nucleotides. Its product is annotated as signal peptide peptidase. Lineage: Eukaryota; Metazoa; Chordata; Actinopteri; Salmoniformes; Salmonidae. Gene Ontology annotation, molecular function: aspartic endopeptidase activity, intramembrane cleaving. The record is from RefSeq and is a predicted model, not a curated record. Gene Ontology annotation, biological process: membrane protein proteolysis. Gene Ontology annotation, cellular component: membrane; cytoplasmic side of endoplasmic reticulum membrane; lumenal side of endoplasmic reticulum membrane.